Mytilus trossulus (common blue mussel) is the source of this 1383-nucleotide messenger RNA. RefSeq lists its product as uncharacterized. Lineage: Eukaryota; Metazoa; Mollusca; Bivalvia; Mytilida; Mytilidae. The transcript is spliced from 2 exons. The record is from RefSeq and is a predicted model, not a curated record. Bases 36 to 572 code for a protein of 178 amino acids.
UGGAACUUAGAUAAUGUUUAUGUUUUAUACUAAAAAUGAAUACUUCAAUCGUCAUGUUUACAAUUUUGUUUAUAGUUAUUAUAGUAUUACGUGGAAUACUUGCAGCUCCUAUUCAAUCGUCACUGAAUAAUGUGGUUGAAUUUGACCAAAGAAAUCAACAGAAUAUAACCCAGUACAGUACAGAAACAAUGUCAAAAGUGGAAAUAACUCUUAGUACUACACAAAGAGUUACUGACAAUUUUAGCGAAAACUCGAGAAACGAACGUCAUAGGGAUAAAAGUGUAUCAAAAGGAUCAAAAAGAAAUCAUCAUAUAUCAAAGAAAGAUACGGAUAGAAAACAUCAUAUUUCAAAGAAAGAUACGGAUAGGAAACAUCAUAUAUCAAAGAAAGAUACGGAUAGGAAACAUCAUAUUUCAAAGAAAGAUACGGAAAGGAAACAACAUAUUUCAAAGAAAGAUACGGAUAGAAAUCAUCAUAUUUCAAAGAAAGAUACGGAUAGGAAACAUAAUAUUUCAAAGAAAGAUACGGAUAGAACACAUCAUAUUUCAAAGAAAGACACGGACACAACUUGAAACCAGAUGACGGUCACUAUUUCCGUUUUCCUCUAUAGUUUUACCUUAACUCAAUAUUUUUCGGAAGAAUUUGAGAAACGAUGAUCAUCCAACUGACAAAUAACUGUUAAGGGAUCGAAAAGGAAUCAUCAUGUAUCAUGAGAUAUGACACAACUGAAAUAAUGGAAAAUAAGAAUACAGGUAAAUACCAAACAGUAAAUGAUAUGAGUAGAAGGAGAGGAGUCGUAUUGCUGCAUUUCAAAAUAAACAACAAUCAAAGGUUCUUUAAAACGGAUAAAAUAAUUAUGAAAUGAACCGAAGUAGAGGCAAAAUUCGAAAACAAAGAUCUAAUUUGAUGCCAAAAAAAAACAAUUCACAUAAUGAGCAAUGACAUUUAGAGAGGUUAAAAUUAAUGCGACAAUACGGAAUGACGUAUAAAAGUGGACCCGAGACAACACUCACAAAAAAAGGAAAAUUGGGCAAAAGUUAUUGAUUGAAAAAUGGCAAGGACUAUUGAGAUAGAAGAAUAUAAGUGUCUUCUGUUCAACAGAUUUUGUGGUCGCAAGAACUACUUCUAAAUCAAGAUAGUACCAGUAUCAUGAUGUUUUAAAAACUUAAUGAUAAACUACAAACAUAUGAAACGCAAGAUUGAUAGUCCCGGUUUCAAUAAGAAGAUAAUUAUAGAUACAUGUGCGGCAUGACAAUUAAGAAACUGAAAGUAGAAGUUUUGAAUAAGAACAGCGUGUAAAUAAAAAAUAUAUACUGAACUAAUAAAAGAUGAAUCUUGAUAAUUCAUUAAUAUGGAUUAAGAUAAUUUUAAAAAAAAUGGUAG